This is a messenger RNA of Brenthis ino (lesser marbled fritillary), 636 nucleotides long. Lineage: Eukaryota; Metazoa; Arthropoda; Insecta; Lepidoptera; Nymphalidae. The record is from the annotation of a GenBank genome assembly.
AUGGUGUAUCUAGCAUCUUCAAGUUCAAGCGCGCGCCUGCAACGAAUCAAAUCUACAAUAAAGAUGUCGAUUGUCCCUAUGAUUUUCCGCGACUGGUGGGAUGAUUGGGAGCGUCCCUCAAGGUUAUUAGACCAGCACUUCGGAAUGGGUCUGAAGAAGGACGAGCUUUUAUCUUCCCUCUCGAGCUUUCCCUCUACUUCGCUCUUCAGGAACUCCUACUUUAGGCCCUGGAGAACGAAUCUCACGAGGCAGGAGUCUGCUUCAACUAUUAAUCUAACCAAGGACAAAUUCGAGGUGAUCCUAGAUGUCCAGCAAUUCGCACCUGAAGAAAUCACGGUUAAAGCCACCAAUAACUCAGUAGUUGUUGAAGGCCAGCAUGAAGAAAAGCCAGAUGAACACGGCUUUAUUUCCCGUCAAUUCACACGUAGAUAUAUCCUACCCACUGGGUACGAGAUCACUGAUCUCGUCAGCACUUUAUCUUCUGAUGGCGUCCUCACAAUCACAGCCCCCAAACGUCCACCUCCUAACGCUGGAGAGAGAAUCAUCCCUAUCACCAAGACUGGCCCUGCGAAGAUACCUGAACCCAUCAAAACAGAUCAACCAAGAGAACAAACCGUUCCAAUCGUAACAUCCCCA